Cyphellophora europaea CBS 101466 is the source of this 918-nucleotide messenger RNA. RefSeq lists its product as uncharacterized. Gene Ontology annotation, biological process: intermembrane lipid transfer; ceramide transport. NCBI's taxonomy places the organism in Eukaryota, Fungi, Ascomycota, Eurotiomycetes, Chaetothyriales, Cyphellophoraceae. Gene Ontology annotation, cellular component: membrane; cytosol; cytoplasm. The coding region runs from base 1 to 918 and encodes 305 amino acids. The record is from RefSeq and is a predicted model, not a curated record. The transcript has a single exon. Gene Ontology annotation, molecular function: ceramide 1-phosphate binding; ceramide 1-phosphate transfer activity.
AUGUAUCCGGCUGUUGGCCACCCAUCCUACAAGUCAGACGGCGCGUCGGGAUUGAAGGUCAAGAUGCAAGCACGCUCGCUCGCAACCAGCAGCUUUGCUGCAAGGCUCUUCAUCUUCCUGCUCUACGUCCUGGGAGCGACCGCUACCAGCGAACAUGGACAGCAGCAUCAUCCUCGUCAAUGGGGUGGCGGCCGAGGCGGUGGCGCAUCGGGGCGGGGAGGCGCUUCCAACGUCGGUCAAAACGGUGGCGGCGGCUUCCGCCCUCAAUUUGGCGGCCCCUAUCGUCCAACUUGGUUCGGCCAGCUCCAGAAGCGCUUCGAUGAUGUUGCCAUUGACGGAGACAAGGGCAUCCAUACCGUCGACUUUCUCGAUGCAGCCCAAUCCCUACCUGCAUUCUUCAACCUUCUCAGCGCUGUCGGCUUUUAUCCAGCGAGAAAUGAUAACAAUGCCAACAUUCAGAAGGUCCGCAACCGCUACAAUAACGCUCCAGGCGAUUCCAGAACGUUGCAAUCGCUGGUCCGCAAUGAGAAGAGCGACGGCGUGGCUUAUUCUGGGUCUGCAGCCGAGGCGCUGCUGUGGUUGACUCGCACCCUCGAAUUCACCGCGCAAUCCCUGCGCAAGGAUUUGAACGACAACAAGAACAUUGCACCUGACGACCCAAACCCGAAGAAACCAUUAUCUGAAGCUUUCCAAAAGACGUACCCAGGCACUCUGCAGAAGUAUCAUAACUCGUAUCAGAAGUCGCUCUUUAGCGCUGCUUGGACUUUUGUUCCCAAACGCCAGGACUUCUACAGAAGAUUGGCUGCCGAUCAAACGAGCGAGGCUGCACUGGAAGACGCCGAGAAAUGGGUCACCGCCUUGGAGAAGGUAGUGACGCUUCUCAAGGAUUUCAUGAACUCUCACGAUUCCCGUUGGUGA